Messenger RNA from Armigeres subalbatus, 1390 nucleotides. RefSeq names its product probable malonyl-CoA-acyl carrier protein transacylase, mitochondrial (gene beg). Gene Ontology annotation, molecular function: transferase activity. The record is from RefSeq and is a predicted model, not a curated record. The transcript is spliced from 2 exons. The coding region runs from base 190 to 1380 and encodes 396 amino acids. Lineage: Eukaryota; Metazoa; Arthropoda; Insecta; Diptera; Culicidae.
UCUUUGUUGUGAUCGGCGUCCAUCAGCUGUGCAACUCACGCUCUCAUGCUUUGCUUGAUUUUCGAUUUCUUUUAUUGAUUCUGUGCUUUGAUGUGUUUCCUGAACCGAAAGUUGAAAAAGUGAUAUUAUCGGAAGCUUUGUACUGCAACGUUUCAAAGUAUAAUAUUUUACGUUUAUUGGUAGCCAACCAUGUUUUCCCGCACACUGGUGAGAAAGUUCCACCAGUCAAUCCUUCAGUACAAAACACAGGCACCAAAAGGACCACCAUCAACGGGUUCGGAGAAAGUCAAAGAUCUGUUAGAUAAUGCCGCAACGUUCGACGAUAUUCGACCCCAAAGUGAACAGGACUCUUGGGCCACUCUACCGUACGUGGACGGAACAUUCUUCGGACGCAGUCAGGAGCUAAAAUCAAGUAGACCCAAAAUUGAUCCCCGCGAGACGUCCAUCAUUUUGUUUCCCGGACAAGGUGCCCAGUAUGUUGGUAUGGCAUCCAAGUUGCUGAAAUUCCCUGGCGCACGGGACAUCUUUGCUUUGGCCAACGAGGUGCUCAAAUAUGAUCUACUCAAGCUUUGUGUGGAAGGUCCCAAGGACAAACUGGAUCAAACCAUCUAUUGCCAACCGGCGGUAAUGGUGUCCUCCCUGGCAGCGCUCGAGCAGCUCAAAGAGGAACGCCCGAAUGCCAUUUCGAACUGUUUUGCUACGGCUGGGUUUAGCCUAGGGGAGAUUACCGCUUUGGUUUUUGCCGGGGCCAUUCCAUUUGAUAAGGCCGUCAAGCUGGUCCAGAUACGAGCCGAAGCAAUGCAGUGGGCAAGUCAGCAGAGCAAAAGUGGAAUGGCAACUGUGCUCUUCUCGCCGGAUGCACGGAUGGGGGAAGCUUGUAAGGACGCUGUGAAUUGGUGCAUCCAACGGGGAGUAGAAAAUCCGGAGUGCCGGAUAGCAAACUUUUUGUAUCCUAGUUGUAAGGUUAUCGCUGGAAAUGAAGAUGCACUCAAAUAUCUCGAAGCAAAUAUGAAGAAGUAUGGGCUAAAACGAAUGAAGCGAUUGCCUGUGAGUGGGGCAUUCCAUACCGAACUUAUGGCAUCUGCAGUGGAACCAUUCGCGCAGGCAUUGAAAAAGAUAACCAUCGAAGAUCCCAUCAUCAGCGUGCACUCCAACGUCGAUGGAAAGCGAUACCGUAAUGCGGGGCACAUUCUGAAUCAACUACCGAAGCAGAUAGUGAAACCAGUCAAGUGGGAGCAAACCCUCCAUAAUUUAUACGAACGAAAAGUUGGUGAAUUCUUUCCACGUACAUUCGAAUGUGGGCCGGGAAAGGGCUUGAAAGCUAUUCUCAAGCAAGUGAAUGCCAAAGCUUGGGACUCGUCUUUUAAUAUAGAAGCGUGAUAAUAGGACA